This is a messenger RNA of Pogoniulus pusillus (Red-fronted tinkerbird), 1567 nucleotides long. RefSeq names its product C-type lectin domain containing 14A (gene CLEC14A). Gene Ontology annotation, molecular function: extracellular matrix protein binding; extracellular matrix binding. Lineage: Eukaryota; Metazoa; Chordata; Aves; Piciformes; Lybiidae. Gene Ontology annotation, biological process: cell migration. The record is from RefSeq and is a predicted model, not a curated record. Gene Ontology annotation, cellular component: external side of plasma membrane; extracellular matrix.
AUGCCGAGGUCAGUCCCGGCUCCCGACACGUUUCCUCCAGGCCCGGGGGUGGGUCGCAGGGACGGCGCUCGGGUGGGACGGUGCGAGCGACCAGGGCCAGCCCGAGCCGGGGCCGAGAGCUGCCACAGCUGCCAGGGCAACUCGCGCCCCUCGAUCCCCUGCGCCGCCGAGAUGAGACGCGCCGGGCCCUGGUGCUUGCUCCUGGCUGCGGCGUGCGCCCAGGGCUGGCUCCAGCCGCCGCAAGCCGCCCUGCGCUGCCACUCCACCGGCGCCUGCUUCACUGUCCACCUCCUCAACAGGUCCUAUGCUGAGGCCCGCAGUGCCUGCAGGAGCCGGCAGGGCAGCCUGGCCUGGGUCAGCAGCGAGCCCGAACUCCAUCUGCUGCUGGGGCUCCUGGCGCAGGUGGCCGUGGGGCCAGCGCCCUCGCUCUUCUGGGUCGGGCUGAGGAGAAACGCUUCUGCCUGCACCUACGCGGAGCGCCCGCUCCGUGGCUUUUCGUGGGAGGGCGCCGGCGGCGAGGCGGUCCCGCAGGAGGUGCCGGCGGCGCUCGGCCGGUGGGCGAAGGAGCCGGUGAUCUCCUGCAGCACUACCCGCUGCGCCGGGCUGCACCUGACGCCGGCGGUGGCCCCCGGAGGCGGCCCAAACUGGGGCUGGAAGGAGAGAGUCUGCCAUCGGGAGAGCCAAGGCUACGUCUGCAAGUACCAGUACGAGGGCGCCUGCCCCGACAUCAGCCCCGCCGGUGCCCUCGGCCUCGAUUACCGCCUUCCCUUCGAGGAGCACAGCACCGGCCCCGGCUUCAGCCCGCCAGGCACCAUGGUCACCGUAGCGUGCCCCGCAGGGGAAGUGCGGGUUAGCUGCCAGCCCGAGUUCGGCAGCUUCGCCUGGAAGGAGGUGGAGGAGCCCCUCUGCCCCUGCGCCUUCGGCUAUCGAAGCCCCGGCAGCGGGCGGUGUGCCAACGCAGCCGGGUGCCGCGAUGCCGCCGGCGGCUUCGCCUGUGCAAGCACCCCAGGCGGCACGUCCGCGACGCCCUGCGCGGCCACGGAGGAGGCCCCCACGGCCGCUGGCGGCUCCGCGGGGCCCCUAGGUGCCGAGGCAGAAGGACGACGCCCCUCCGCCGCGACACCCAGCCGUUCGGCGAGGCCGCCCAUCACCGCCGGCGGCGGCCGGGAGGAGACGGCAGUGCCACCGCCCUUCUCCUCUUCCUCUAACUACGUUUUCAUCCUGGUGACGGUCGCGGUGGUGGUGUUGGUCAUCCUGGUCAUGACUGUAUUGGGGGUGUUCAAGGUCUGCUUCAACAAGAAAUCCGAGGGCCGCGGGGACAAGGACGCGCCGGAGGCCAGCAGCAAGGCGGAGGCCAGCUCCGCGGAGCCGAACGGAGGGGCAGCGGGUGGCGACUAGCCUUCAGGCGGCAGAGCACCCGUCCUUCAGGUCUGCCCCAAGUGUCAGCUCCUACCCCGAGGCAGCGCUCAACUCUGCCGUGCCUCUUUGCCCCAACCCGGCUGCCGCAGGGAGCCGAUGAAGAGACGCUAUAGGAGACGCUAUCUGAGCGGCGCUUGCAGAUUGUCAC